AUCGACCACUGCUUUGUCCUGGAUAAUAAUGUCUCAAGCAUCCCUCUCGAUACACGAUCUUGUGAGCCGCGGCUGCUGGCCAGUUUCUCGCAUUCUCACACUAGAUUACACCUAGAAGUCUUCAGUACUAAGCCAACAUUCCAGUUUUACACAGGACACCAUGUAAAGGUUGCCGCCUGGGAACAUAGUUUUGAAAGAAAAGCAGGAGCAAGGUUUUGUGUCGAGCCAAGCCGGUAUGAAAACGCCAUCAAUGUGCCGGAGUGGAGGGAUAUGAUGAUUUUGAAGCAAGGUCAGCUUUGGUGA
Messenger RNA from Exophiala aquamarina CBS 119918, 303 nucleotides. Its product is annotated as aldose 1-epimerase. Gene Ontology annotation, biological process: carbohydrate metabolic process. The record is from RefSeq and is a predicted model, not a curated record. Gene Ontology annotation, molecular function: carbohydrate binding; isomerase activity. Lineage: Eukaryota; Fungi; Ascomycota; Eurotiomycetes; Chaetothyriales; Herpotrichiellaceae. The transcript has a single exon. The annotation marks the transcript as partial.